CUCCAUGUUUGUUGCUGUUGUUAUCAUUCUAGCUGCCACGUAUAUAUAUAUACACACACAAAGUUCUUCACUAUCACCACAACAUGGCACUACAACCUAGCAUACAUAAAACACAAGUAAAUUUGAAUUCAAUUCUAUCCUUGUGGGGACAUUGUCAGGUUUCUCAUUGCCAUCACCCUUUCCUCUGCCUUCCCCCCUAAACUUAACCAUCUGAAACAAAUGGUUAACCUUAACCAGGACUCUUAUGCAGUGGUCAUAAUGUUUUGGCUCGUGGAGUCUGGUCUCUGUAGCAGAGAGUCAGAUCUCCAGGCGCCGGCUCUUCUUCGAUUCAUAGAAAGAGCUCCGGUGAGAUUAAGCCGUUUCAAUUCAAACAGUUCGGUGGAACAAAUGUGUACGUGCAUGUCGCAGCGCUCCGGGCUGGAUUUCCAGAUUCCAGCUAUCCGAAGCUUUAGCUCUUACAGUCCUCCACAUUCCUCAAUAAUUUACUUCAUUAAGAGGGAAGAAAUGGAUGAACUCGGGAGAAGCCUCAUGUUCCUGGUGUCUGAAGUGGUUUCACGCCAAAGCUUUUUGUGUUGCGCUGAUGAGACUUGUGAGGAGUGGAGAAGUGACCUGAGGCUCUGCAGUCAAUCCCAGCUCCACAGGGCGAAAUGCAGGGGACACCUGGGACAGGUCAUGGAAGCAAGCGCGAGGGAGAGAGCGAUAUGUUGCACACAGCAAAGUUCUAAAUUAUACGGACGUAGUAAGUCUGGUCUUAAACACAAGCAAUUUCACACAUUUUUCUACUACUUUCGCUCCAUAUUUUCAGAUGCCCCUUGGCACAAAGUAGCAUACCUGAAGUUUGUUUUCUGAAGUAUACUAUAGCAGGUGUACAGUGGCAAGUAUACUACGGAUCAUUUUCUCCUACUUUUUCUAACCUGCAGUCACAGCACUAGUAAUGUACUUCUACUCAUAGUGACCUGCCAAGCUUCGUGGACAGACCUGCGAGUCGAGUCACAGUGUUUCCAACUAGUUAGCACAUCGAAAGAACUUUUUUUAAAACUCUAUUUCGAAGGCUAAUACUAACCAAAAUAAAAGAAUCUGAGACUCUUGUUGUAACUGCCUGACUGAGACCAAAACUGUAUCUGAGCAAAUAAACUCACACAACUCCAGCACGAGACACGUCAAAAUCAUUGAAAUUCUGCUCAUUUCAACCUUAUAUUCUACUCGGAUCAAGAUGUGCUUUGAGAAAGGAGGAGACAUUUUAGUCUUUCUCUCCUUUGUCUUGGACUUAACUGCUAGUGUUAGUAGCGUGUACUUUACUGCACUAUUCUUAAGUAUUGCAUAAGCAUUCUCAUAGUCAGGUAUGUGCAUACAUCGACCCUCGAGGUGAUCGAGCAUCAGACCUUUUUCCCAACAGCAGAAAAGUGCCAAAACAAGUUACUCUCUCGUCAGUUUCAGCCAAAUGUAUGUUGAUAUGUGAUGGGGCAUUUAUUUGAGUUGCUGUGAGAAUCAUUUUGUGAGCGCUACCACCGGAGUCAAGCAGCCCCUCUUACCAGCCACAGCAGACUGGUAAACAAGGUGUGUGAGUGAUUCCCUCAGCCAGAGUGUCUAGUUCAGACAUUUUGGAUUGUUGCUAAAAACACACACCAUGACCUUGUUUUUGAGUUUGCUUUUUCAAACUGGCUAACACCAGCUUCAACAAUGAUACUGUUAUGAGUCAAGACGGAGUGGGACCCAAGCGCAGUGAUGAAAGUCACAGGAGGCAGAGGCGAGUCAAAUACAAGCAUUUAAUCAUUAACAACAAUAAAACCACAACAGAAAGCGUCACCGAACCGGGAGAAACAAAGCAAAGUCAGAAGGUCCAAAAUCAAAGCGUCACCAAACCAGCAGAAGUCCAUAAACAUGAAUGAGAGUCCAACAGAAAGUGUCACCGAACCGGGACAAUCAAACAAACUUAAAUCUGGAAACACAGAGACAAAAGCACAAUGACAAACAAUCACAAAACAAACCAGGAAACAUAGGAAGAAACAGAACACCAACUCAGGCACCAGGAUUUCAGACAGAGUGAUCAAAUUAGCAAACAAGCGCACAGAAAGAGAGAAUGAACGAGGAGAGCCAGUUUACCACGAGAACAAGAGGAGACCAUCUGGCACACGUUGCUGGAGUCCAGGUGUUCUUAUACACAGGUGAUCAGGGGUUGACUGGCUCCAGCCGUGUGCCACAGGAACAGGAAGAAAGCAAAACAGGACUCAAGGGACCGAAAUAAAAGUGGAAUCAUGACAGAUACAAUUUAUUGAUUUUUUAGCUAUAGGUGUCCUUAUUUCUGGCGCCCAAAAUGUCUGCGCAGGUAUCUGGUUAUAGAACCUUAACGUUUUUUCUUCGGCUGUUGUGUGAACAAUAUGUGGAAGUCCUCUAAUCCCUCUCCUAAAUUAAUUUAAAAAAAUAAAAUGGAAGGAAAAUUUGAAUUUAUGCAGUGAUUUUUAAACAUGGCAGAAAUGGGCGGACUUCCUCUCUGAAGUGAGCCCUUAUUCUUAUUCUUUUUUUCUUUAUAACAGCGAUGCUGCCUUGAACACGCUUCCCUGUUACGGUAGUAAGCGCGUUCACGUGUAGACAGCGGGAGCGCGCGCGCUUAUAUGCAGGAGCGCUGCGCGUCUCGACUUCAUUCACUGCGGAGUUAGCGAGACCGAGCUGGAGGUGAUGAAGUUGUGGACCCAGAUGUCGUGAAAAGUGCGUCUAACGGAUCUAACCCGACGGUCGGUAUGCGCCGCAGGAUCGUGCUGGUGGAUGCGCGUCUGUCGGGUGCUUGGAUGUAACUCCGGAUUUAACCUCCAAUUCGCUUUAAAACAUUCUCUCACGGAUUCCACUUCACUGCUCGGGAAGUGUCUCCAACAACAAGUGUCUUCAUCGAGGCUGUGGAGGUGGUCCGUCCUCCGGGGGAAUGGUUCUGAGCCCCCGGGGUCAGGGAGCGACUCGCCGGCUCCUUCGCUGGAUCUGUGCCCGCAACCUCGAGAGGAGAUGAGAGCCGCGGUGCUGCCGCUCCUCGCCGGCUGCCUCUGUCUCCUGCGCUCCGCUGCUGAGGAGCGCCCCCUACCCCAGGAGCUGCUGGAGCGACUGUCGCGCAGCGAGGUCCGCAGCAUCGGCGACCUGCAGCGGCUGCUUGAGAUAGACCCCGUAGAAAGCGAGCCGAUCGAAGAGACCAAACACAGUUACAAGGACUUUUCUCACAACUUUGCUGAGGUGAAGAGAACAGGCAGCAGACACAAGAGGAGCACAGUGGUGGAGGAGGCCGUGGCGGCCGGCUGCAAAGUCCAGACCACCAUCUUCGAGAUUCCCCGGAGUCUGGUGGACUCCACCGCCGCCAACUUCAUCAUCUGGCCGCCGUGCGUGGAGGUGAAGCGCUGCACCGGCUGCUGCAACACCGGAAACCUCUGCUGCCACCCGACGCGCAGGCAGCACCGCCUUGUCAAGGUGGCGAAGGUGGAGUACGCCCGGCGCCGACCCAAACUCAGGGAGGUGCAGGUGACACUGGAGGAUCACCUGGAGUGUGCGUGCGCCAACAAACACCGCCGCUGCGCCGACAGUGACAAUGGCGUCAGGUGAGAGGAAGCCGGGAGGAAGUCGGCGAGAAGCUUCGGCGGCAAUAUUUGACUCCUGUGGAUUCACGACGCAAGCUAGCCGCGGAGGAGACGGAGGGACUCCUGCUUGCCGACUUCCUGUCUUCCACCUUCCCCUGAGUGUAACCCGCUCAGAGGAUUAAAAGGCUCCGAACAAUGGCGGGGAUUAAGUUUUGAUACUCCCAAGAUUUAGAUGUCAAAGUACAGGCUCGGAUUAUUUCUCUUUCCUCCCAUGGAUUGUAUUCACCAGCGGGGCACGGGACCCCGACAUGUUAUCCACACUAAUAAAAUA
Messenger RNA from Synchiropus splendidus (mandarinfish), 3885 nucleotides. RefSeq names its product platelet-derived growth factor subunit A-like. The record is from RefSeq and is a predicted model, not a curated record. Lineage: Eukaryota; Metazoa; Chordata; Actinopteri; Syngnathiformes; Callionymidae. Gene Ontology annotation, biological process: positive regulation of cell migration; positive regulation of cell population proliferation; platelet-derived growth factor receptor signaling pathway. Bases 2764 to 3579 code for a protein of 271 amino acids. Gene Ontology annotation, cellular component: membrane. Gene Ontology annotation, molecular function: growth factor activity; platelet-derived growth factor receptor binding. The transcript has 6 exons.